CUCUCUCCUCUCUGAACAUGCAGUCUAGUUUUUUUUAUUUUGAAUAAAAUUUAAAGUCACUUAUUUGUAUGAAAUUAAGCAUUUAGUAAGUUUUUGAGCGAGUGAUUCGAGUGCCCGAGAGCCCGUUGACCGCCCCCCGACCGCCCAAGCAUCGUGGGCAGCCCAAGGAGAGCCGCUAAAAGCGAAUAGACCAGGCACCCAAGUCGGCAGCGUGCCGCACAGCAAACCACGGAGAGCGAAUCGAGUCUCCCAGCAGCGAGUGGAGGAGGCGUGCGAGGUGCAUGCAGCACGUUGUAAUUAGGUUAGCAGCAUAUAGCAGCAUAACAUAACAUGGCACAGCACCAACAGCAGGGCAUGGACUCCGCCUUGUUCGAGCGCCGAUUGCGGCCGGUGUACGAUAACCUGGAAGUGGGCAACAACCGCAAGGCCCUGCAGGAGUCCGAAAAACUGCUGCGCAAGCAUCCCACGCUGCUCUGCGCUCGUGCACUGAAGGGACUCUCCCUGCUCCGGCUGGGGCGAUAUGACGAAAGCCACGGCUGCCUGCAGAGCGUCGCCGAGGAGAAGCCCACAGACGACUCCACUCUGCAGGUCCUAUCCUUCUGCUACCGGGAAAUGGAACAACUGGAUAAAAUUGUGGAGCUGUACCAGCACGCGGUGAAGCAGAAUCCGGGAAACGAGGAGCUUCUCGCCCACCUCUUCAUUUCCCAUGUGCGCGUGGAGGACUAUAAAGCCCAGCAAGCUGUUGCCCUGCAGCUCUACAAGGCGCAGCCGAAGAAUGCUUACUACUUUUGGUCUGUGAUCAGUGUGGUCUUCCAGGGCAUCCGGGGGCCAGAAUCGGCGCUGCCGGAGAAAAGAAAAAUUUACCUGGGACUGGCGCAGCGCAUGGUCGAAAAGCACAUCAAGGAAGGCAAACUAGAGACGGAACAAGAGGCCUUCCUCUAUCUCCACAUCCUCAAGCUGCAGAAUAAGUAUCAGGAGGCAUGGGAAUUCCUUACCGGCGAGUUGUGCGCCAAGCUCUAUCCAGGUGCUCCGGUCAGCAUGAAGUUUGAGCUCCUCAAGGAGUUGGGCAAUUGGCGGGAGCUAAAUGAGCUAUUGCAGCAACUUUUGGAUGCCGACCGCGAUCGAUGGGAUUACUACAAGGAGUACAUUCAAAGCUCCUUUGAACUACUGAAACUUUCGCCAAAGGAAGAAGAGAACGGAGAGAAAGAUUCGCUGGUCAGGUGUCAGGAAUUCCUCCAGCGCAUUAUAGAGUCUUCGGAGCGCAAGAAACGGGGUCCCUAUCUGGCCCGCUUAGAGCUUCACCAGCGGAUGAGGGCGGAUAAACUGCCCGCGGAGCAGCUAAUCGGCGACUUUGACGAGAUGGUCAUUGAGUACUUUAACCUGUUUGGCGACAAAUCCUGCUGCACCCACGACAUCGCCCUAUUCUUGCCCGCAAUUAGCAUGAAGCAGCGGCAGGCACUGGCCAGCAAGCUGCUCCUGGAGAGCGGAGUUAGUUCCACGUCUUUGCCGCAAAAUAAGGAGCAGAUGCAGAAACACCUUUGUGCCCUCCAAAUCUCUCGUAUGUGUGGCUCGCACAUUGAGCUACCCGUUGACCACCUAAUUGCCUUCUACACGGCCCUUAAGCUGCACUACGAGCAUGGCAGGAGUACGUUCGGCAAGAAGCUGCUGGCCACUGAGAUGGGACCAUCGGAUGCGUAUGCCUUGCUGGCGGCAAAUGUGAUGUACGACCUCAGCCGGAGGGAACACAAGUCCGAUCAUUUGUUCGAAGCCCUGUGCCUGUUGCAGUAUGUCCUUCGCAAUAGCACGAGCAACUUUCACGUGAAGUUGCUAAGCUUAAAGAUAUACCACCUGUUUGGCUGCCAAGUGGGCGCCCAGGAGAUGUACGAGUAUCUGGACAUCAAGCAGAUCCAACUCGACUCGAUGGGAUAUGUGCACUGCCAGCUGUUGCCGCUGGGUGGACGCUUCUCUGGCACCAGAACCGUCUACGAUGCUACGCUGAAGUUCUUCACCAACAGUUACAAGGAGCGGCUGGAGUACAUUGCCCUGACGUACCGCUUUUGUACGUUCUCCAAGAUGGAGGAGUUCAUGAACUUUAAGGAGCGGCUGACUAACAGCCUGCAGUAUGUCGCCUGUUCGGUGGAGGCCCAGAUCUGUGUGGUGAGCUGCUAUGGAAAUGUUACGCAAAAUCUUACCGCUUACUCGGCGAUGAGCAUUGAGCCAGCGGAGGAUCGAAUUGCAUGGCACGAACUGAGUGACAACCGGGACUUGGACGCCAUUAUUCGCUGGGACCCGUUGCACCAGGUGAAUGCUGCCGAGGAACGUAAGGAAUCCUUCGACCAGGAGGUGGAGGUGCUGCAGGUGCGUUCGUUAAUGCUUCGCCUGUUCGCUUCCUUCAUCGAUCUGUAUCAUGGCUCGGGUGCGAAAGAUGUGCCAGCGGGAACGGAGACUGCCACUUUGGAGCUACUGCGGGAAUCUUGGACGGGUUUGUUCCAACGCCUGCGUCUGAUGAACUACAAACCGCUGCCGCAACCUUUUCUAGUCAACCUACUGCCCACGCGCCUGCACCUGCUGCUCAAGGUGCCUUACGAACGGUUCUUCGAUGACCUGGCCCAGUUGGUUCUCGACCUGCACAGCGGAUCCGGAAAGCUAGCCGAACAAUGCAAGCGGGUGGGAGACAACGUCAUUAUUGUAAUGGAUGUGUGUGUAAAGACCAUCGCCGAGUGCAACGGGAACGGCAAGGACGGCCUAUGGAACCGGCGGGAGCAGCAACAAAACGUGGCCGCCAGUCUAGAGAUUUUAUCCCUGUACGCAUUUCUGCUCUCCGUGCUGAACGAGAAGCUGCAGGUCAGCUCGAAGACUAAGACAAAGAAGAGAACGGCAGACAACAAGGAGAAUGGCCCACAACCAAUUAGCGAAAAGGAGCGCAGCCAGAUGGUGCAGGAGCUAAUGCGCCAACUAAAACAUAAGCUGGAGGCCUGUGAUGCGGCUAUACGCACUUGGAAGGCGCCGGUGCUACCCCGGGAUCUUAGCUCCUUCAUGUCAGACAUGUCGCUGAAGCCGGAAGUGGAGGCCACGCUUAUCGGGGAUGUCUCGGCUACGUUUAAGGACUCACACGAGCUGAUGGUCACCGAGCUGCGUAAUUUGCUGAAGGACAAGAUCCGCAUGGCGGCCAAGUAGAUGUUUCUUUGCUGUGCAAAGGCCAUCGGCUAAUCACGAUCCAAGUUCAUAGUUUGUUAUUUAAUUUUGUUAACGAAUACAACCAAUCGUCCUCCUA
Messenger RNA from Drosophila serrata, 3274 nucleotides. It is a transcript of the gene psidin, whose product is annotated as phagocyte signaling impaired. The record is from RefSeq and is a predicted model, not a curated record. Gene Ontology annotation, biological process: N-terminal peptidyl-methionine acetylation. NCBI's taxonomy places the organism in Eukaryota, Metazoa, Arthropoda, Insecta, Diptera, Drosophilidae. Gene Ontology annotation, molecular function: protein binding. Gene Ontology annotation, cellular component: cytoplasm; NatB complex.